Molecule: messenger RNA, 882 nt
Organism: Trichomonas vaginalis G3
Lineage: Eukaryota; Parabasalia; Trichomonadida; Trichomonadidae
Product: protein of unknown function, DUF4106 family
Exons: 1
Source: RefSeq, a predicted model, not a curated record
AUGAGAUGGGGUCAUAAAGCUAAUCCGGAUAGGUGGUUCAUAAACUUACAACCACAAUUCCAAGAAGUUGUAGACGCAAUGGAAGUGAAUGGUGAACCAGAUAUAGCUGGUAUUUUCAGCGCGGCUUUAAUGCCAUUGAAAGAUAUGAAACAUGCAGAUAUUUUGGACCAGUAUGAAAUGAACAUGGCUGAUGGAAAUAUAACACCUGACGUUCUAGAACAUUUAUCUCAAAGAACUACACAGAACCAUAGAGAUGGUAUAUUUGGUGAAGAGUUUAGAAAGAAAGUUAGGGAGAGAGAAGGAAGAGAACCUAUUGUACAUGACCUUGCAAACGAAAGUUUGCAAAAUGUCAUAAAAACUUACUUUGCAGACAAUGAAAUGAGAAGGGAUGAAUAUUUAAGAAAACUCAAAUGGACAGUACCAAAUGAAAUGUUAGUAUUGAAAAACAUGUUCCUUGACAAAAUAAAACCAACUACAGAAAUAAAUGACGCAAGACUGAAAGAUUGGGUAAAAGCUUUCCCAUUCACAAAAGAUAUUAUUGGUAACAUGGAAAGAAAACCAGAAUGGCUACAAAAACAUAUAUUUGGAAACGAGCUUAUUCCAUAUGGACAGGCUCUGUUUGAAGAGCUUGAACCGGAAACUCAGGAAAGAGUCAUGCAAACAAUACGCGAAGACUCAAAUACAAACUAUGACAAAAUCUUUCUAGGAUAUAGGUUACCUGAGAUGGGCGACCAGAGCCCAAAGGCAAAAAGGACAUGGGAAAUUAACAACAUACUAGGUGAACAUGAGGCAAAGAUGCUACAACUUGAAGCAGAGGGCAAGUUACCAAAAGCGACACCAAAGAAGAAGAGAAGAGUAGAACAAAGUGAAAGUAGUGAAGAA